AAUUUGAAAGACCACAUCUUUACACACAUGUCUGACGAAGUUAUUUGGCAGGUGAUAAACCACCAAUUCUGUGCAUUCAAGAUCAAAACCGACAAGAACCAGAAUUUCUGUCGUAAUGAGUACAACGUAACCGGUUUAUGUUCCCGACAAUCAUGUCCGUUGGCUAAUGCCAGGUACGCUACCGUUAAGAAUAUCGAAGGAAGAUUAUAUCUAUAUAUGAAGACAGCCGAAAGAGCCCAUUUGCCUUCAAAGAUGUGGGAACGUAUCAAGUUGUCCAAGAACUACAGCAAAGCAUUGGAGCAAAUCGAUGGAAGAUUACAGUACUGGCAGAAAUUUUUGAUACACAAGUGUAAACAAAGAUUAACCCGAUUGACCCAAGUAGCCAUCACCGAAAGGCGGAUGGCCAUGAGAGAAGAUGAAAGACAUUACGUGGGUGUCAAGCAUAAGGUCCGGAGAAGAGAAGAAAAGAGAGAAAGAAAGGCCUUGAGUGCUGCCAAAAUUGAAAAGGCCAUCGAACAAGAAUUGUUGGAAAGAUUGAAGAGUGGAGCAUACGGCGACAAGCCUUUGAAUGUCGACGACAAGAUCUGGAAGCGGAUUUUGAGCAAGAUGGACAAUCAGCAAGAAGACAUCGAUGAAGAUGAUGAUGAAAUCGACUUGAUCAGUGGAGAUGAGGAUGAACUAGAAGAUGAAAGUGACGUGGGAGAAAUCGAAUACGUUGAAGAUGAUGGAGAUGAUGAGUUGGUCGACAUGGAGGACUUGGAAAGGUGGUUGGAUGAUUCAAGUGAAGACAGUGAGAGUGAUAGUGAAGAAGAAGAAGAAGAAUCCAAGCCAGAAGCCAAAAAGAGACCUACCACCGGUGAUUCUAAAACCAGAAAAAGGCCUAGAAUCGAAGUCGAGUACGAGCAGGAGCCAGAAGCGGCUGAUUUCCAAACCAACAUUGUAUACUAGUUACACGUCCAUAUUGCAUAAUAAAUUAUAUCGUAAACAUACCACCUCCGAAGCUGUAUGAGAGCAACGUUGCGAGCCUGGAAUUGCUUAACUUCGCUUACAUAAUCGCCUCAUAUUCAGCUAAUCUCCGCCGAGAUCCUGGAAAACUUACGUGUUGUACCUCGUGGCCUAGAAAAACCCUACUCAAAGUCUAUGGGAUAUACCUUUGUGGUAUGGGCCAUACCACAAAGGUAUGGCCCAUAUACACCAUCACCAAUUUCCUGGAGUAUCGUAGGUCGGGAAUAACACAAAGUCUAUCCGUUUGAGCCUCAAAUAUAAUCAGAUGGAACUUUUCUUAAGAUUUUCUCCCAUUUUGUCUCGAAAGCGGCUGCGGCCAUGGGGAUGCCUAUAAGACGAGCUGGUUUCGCUGCUUUUUCGCAGGUGCAAACAGUGCGAAUACGAACAACCUUUCAUAGUGCUGCAUAAGAUGUCUAUACAGCUCACAUCUUGGACUACGACCCCAUGGCCUUCCACUAUCUCCACUCGGAGUGUGGACGCAUCCUACACUAGCGGCCUUCUUGCCACUCUUCUGGAAGCUGCGAAACUGAUAGAAACCGCCACCGAUGUUGGAGAUCUCGUAUCGCUCUCAAGAGUGAUUCGGGGAGCAGAAGCGUCUUUGGCAAUUAUAUCAGCUGAAAAUGCCAUUGCUACUGCCACGGAAUCUUCAGUUAAAGCAGCAGCUACAAAAGCGAUUUUUGCCAGCUCCGUCGACCUUGAAGGUCUCUUUUGGGAGUAUAGUUUUUUUGACUUUCGUCUCAAUCGGGCUGCCAAUAUCAUAUACUUGACAUUAUUUGGGUUGUUGUGGUUGUACUAUACGUCAAUGUUUUCUGUUUCUCGGUACCAGUGGUUUAAUGUGUCAUUUUUUUGCGGGUACACCCUCGAAUUUAUUGGAUUUAUAGGAAGAAUUCUUGCAUUUGUUGAUGCCACCGAAAUCAACUAUUUCCUCCUUGAGUUUUUCGUGGCGUUGACGUUGGCUCCAGCAUUUAUCAUGGCUGGGAUUUACUUCCUUUUUGCUCAGAUGGUGGUGAUUCAUGGUCGUGAAUAUUCUCUUUUAAAACCGUUGUGGUACUCCUACUUCUUUAUUCUGACGGAUGUAUUGUCGCUUUUGGUACAAGCUGGGGGUGGUGCCUCUGCGUCUAUUGCAAGCAAACGUCACAAGAAUACAAAACCCGGCACUGAUACCAUUAUCUGUGGGAUUGUUAUUCAAACCGUUGCUAUGACCGUUUUCUUGGGGUUCUGGUUUGAGUUUUUGAAUAGAGUUUUCUUCAGACACUCAGGAGAUGUGACGGUGGAUUCCUCUUUCAAGAAGAAGUCGGUGAAGAAUUUCUUCAAACUCCUAUUCAAUGUCAAGUCGACCCGUGCUUAUAAACAAGACCAAUUAGACCCGUUCUACAAUCCUCGAUUCCAGCACAUCAGAAACUCCAAACUCUUUGGCUACAUGCCAUUAGUGAUAACCAUCACUGUGGUAGUAAUCUACAUUCGUUGUAUUUACAGAGUGGUAGAAUUGUCUGAAGGUUGGCGUGGAUACUUAAUUACCCAUGAGGUAUACAUUAUGGUGUUAGACGCUUUAAUGGUGGCAAUUGCCGGGCUUGUAGCCAUUCCUUUCCAUCCAGUAUGGACUUUGGGCCGAGAAAAUGUUGUCCGACUUGCAACUAUCAGGAAGAGACAUGAUGAAAGCUCUGAGAAUCAAGACGAACUCACCAGCUUACAAUACAGCAGUAAUGAAGCUCCAGUCGAGAAAACUGUUACCGCUGAAAAAGGUAUCACCGAGGUGGUAUUAAAUAAGGCUGACAAUGAAGUCAUUGCUGACAAGAAAUGAAACUAUAUGUGUAGUUACAAGAAUAAUAUGUUUACUUAUUGG
Yamadazyma tenuis ATCC 10573 is the source of this 2848-nucleotide messenger RNA. The record is from RefSeq and is a predicted model, not a curated record. Lineage: Eukaryota; Fungi; Ascomycota; Pichiomycetes; Serinales; Debaryomycetaceae.